AUGUCGAGCCUGCUACUCGCAUUACAAGAUGUCAUUGGACCAACCGAAAGCCAUACGUCGCCACCAUCCCCUCAUGACUAUCGCCCGGGCGAGGUCGAGUGGUCAUCGCCUACAUACCCCGAUGUAUUUAACGCGGGAAAUGGAGUGCGACGGGAAACCGCGUCUAGAUAUCGUUGGAACGAACUGGGCCAAGACGAGACCUCCUUGCCGCCGUCCCCAUCCAACUCCGAUCACGUGCCUGAGCAAGACGAUGAGGAAAUGACAGCCCGUCAGAAUCCCAUCCGGCACCGGGACCAGGUGGACCUAGAAACGGGUGAACAGGAAAUAGAGCCCCCUUCUCAGCAGGUUACCCAUAGCAGCAAACAUUCAUUCGACCUUCUCUCCCCGGUCGACCUGUCCUGCGGUCCGCCUAUCCCUUUCCCUCCAUACGAAUUCGAUGGCUCAAUCCACCGUGAAGAUUCUAUCGACUCCGGGUAUGCUGAUAGCUGGGUUGGACCAUCUCCUUUUGUCUUGUCUCCCCCAAGGCCGUACAGACCUACGUCCACUCUGGAUCUGCUCGCCUCUCCAUUUGGUUCUCCGUCAGUUCGGGUUCUGUCACCUAAGUUGGCCGCAUUUGCUCCUUCAAGUCCAGUACCAUCCCCCACACUUGCCCCGAAUCCUACUAGAAGUGAUAGCAUCGACGAUGUCUCACCUGUUCCUUUCACUCUCGAAUCGCCCGUCGACGUCGGGGAAGCGGAGAUACCUCCUCCAAAGAGACUAUCGGCUCUCGUGUCUUUGCCUGAUUUUCACGAGCUUUCCCUUGGUGCAGGUACGGUUCCUCACCGCGAUGUGCCCCCUCCCAUUUUGGAGUCUGCCUACACAUCACUGCAAGCCUCACCAGCGCACCGUCAGUCCAAGCCGGUAGUACAUGAGAUGACAGAUCUCGAUAUAAUUGGUAGCCAAGAAGAGGAAGACUCGUGGGACGACAUGGAUGCGUCUUUCAAUUCUGAGGAUCCUCGGCAUGAGAGGCUUUCGUUCCCCUUACCUCCACCCGAGCUACCAUCUUCAACCAGCCCUCCUUUGGAAGUCGACGCCUCGAAUCCGAUAGAUGUCAAAAUUUUCCAAUCUGCGGAGAAUUCUUCUACGGCUCAAGCGUCUCCGACGAGUCCUUCAUUGGAAGUAGCUGCAUCGAUCUCAUCAGGUGUUGAGAGUUCUCAGCCUGUGGAUAAUCUUCCACUUUCCCCACGCUCAUCCCUUCGAGCUGCUCUCAAGGAAUAUAUGAUCGCUCACCCUACUUCCGCAUCAGAGACAAUAGAUGCGACAGCUGUUGGGGAUGCUCUCACUAUAGCAUCGUCUGUUACAUCUACUCCGACUCGAGGGCGCGCGGUUUCUGCUGUCUCGGAUUUGACGGUCAGAGCUGCACGGUCAGAAUCGGAUACAACGCCAGAAUAUAUUGGACACUUAGACCCUAACUCUCCGGUCGUCGCCCUAACGAGCUGGAUGGAUGAUGCUCAGGAAGUGACACAAGGCAUUCCUGUCCAACCCACAAAUUCACCAGAACAGUCAGUUGGUUUCAGUCCAAUGUCGAAUGAUGACAUGUUCCAGUUGAUGUACGACGCGUAUACGUCGUCGCCCGAAGAGCCUAAUGCUGGGUUAUCUCACAUAACACUGGACAGUCCCACGCUUCGAAUCGGAGAAGUGAAGCUGACCUCGCUAUCUCACUCUCACGACUCGAGCUCAAGUUCGCCAAUGCAAGGUCGAUCGUCCAUUCAGCACACACUUCGUUCGCCCGCCUCUUCUCCUACACUCUCCGAUGCUCGAGGAUCGAGAAGCCAUAAUUCAAGCGCAUCUCUAUCGCAGGUUGUAGCACAACAGAUGUCACCGAGCAGCCCUGCGACUCGUACAGAGAUGACAGCCUCAUCAUCGUCCCCUGACCACAUGUCCUCUCGUUCAUCUUUUCCGCGACAGACCCGCUCGUCUAUCCGUUCGUUUGCCUCCUCACCGGUACUCUUUGAUUCUCAUCGCUUGAGCCAACGCGCGAGAGAUUCGGCGCAGCCUCCAUCGCCAAAGGACAAAGCAGUAGAUCACUCGUCUUGGACAUCUCAUAUUUCUUCGGAUAGCCCUACAGCUAGUAUGAGUGAACAGGCAGCCCUUUUAUCUCCCCUUGCUCGUGAGUUCUCUCGGUCUUCUGUUAAGCCUCAGCCUCUUUCGCCCACUAGCGCUAUUCCACCACUCGUUCGAAAUGAUUUUCGACGCGCGAGUCCACAGACAAGGAGCUCGGUUUAUGACGCGAAAUCUUCAUGGCCACAGGAGGUUACAGUGAAUAGGUCUUCUUGGGCAUCCCACAUUUCCCUGGACAGUCCCACUGCUAGUAUGAGUGAACGGACAGCCCUUUCAUCUCCCCUUGCUCGCGAGUUCUCUCGGUCUUCUGUUAAGCCCCAGCUUCCUUCGCCCACCAGCGCUGUUCCACCGCCCGUUCGAACUGGUUUCCGCCGCGCGAGUCCGCAGACAAGGAGCUCGGUGUACGACGCGGAGUCUUCGUCGCCACAGGAAAUUUCAGUGAAUAUGUCUUCUUGGGCAUCCCAAAUCUCCUUGGACAGUCCUACAGCUAGUAUGAGUGAACAGAUAGCCCUUUCAUCUUCAUCUCCCCUUGCUCGCGAGUUCUCUCGGUCUUCUGUUAAGCCCCAGCUUCCUUCGCCCACCAGCGCUGUUCCACCGCCCGUUCGAACUGAUUUCCGCCGCGCGAGUCCGCAGACAAGGAGCUCGGUGUACGACGCGGAGUCUUCGUCGCCACAAGAGGUUACAGUGAAUAGGUCUUCUUGGACAUCCCACAUUUCCUUGGACAGUCCUACAGCUCCUAUAAGUGAACCGACACCUUUUGUUUCAUCGUCUCCUUCCUCCUGCUCACCUGCUCAAAGCUACUCCCGUUCACUUGCAUCUCCACCUGCUCUCCCCGAUUUCCAUAGCCUGAAGCGGACUUCCAGAAGCUCACUACAGGACACGUAUCAUACUUCGCAGCAGCAGGAGAUUUUGAAACGGACGACGCUGAGCAGUGCUGCUGCUCGCAGGAGCGAACAUUUUGAUUCGCAUCACUCAAGUCUAGGUGCUGGAAACUCUUUGUAUGAUGCGCACACGCUGUCGCCAAACGAGGCUGUAGCUAAACGAAUGUCAUGGGCCUCUCAUAUCUCACUGGACAGUCCCGCAGCUCAUGUAGGCGAAUUGAGCACAUCACGAUCCUCGUCUCUUUCCAUUGAGAUAAGGUCUCGUUCUCCUAUUCAAUAUAACUCCCACCCAUUCUUAUCUUCUCUUGCACUCUCCAACCUUCGCAGCCCAAGUUCCCACACAUUCAAUCCCCUGUUCAAGUCCCCCCUCUCAGCCGACUCCCCUGAUCGCAUGUCGUUUGCUAGUCCACGGGAAGCAUUGUUCACGCAGCCACCUGUACCGUCUACUGUAAAACCCGCCAGAGCAUCUUCGUCGGCGUCUCCGGUCUCUCUACACCAUGCCCGCGAAACCAUGGGCGUUCCUGCAUCAAGCCAGCGCAAGGGGAAGGAGAAGGCGGAUCUCGAUGUUCGUUCAUCUAGUCGUUCAUCUAUACAAAGCACGGGAACAGACGCUGAGGAGACGAAGUGGAACAGGAUGUCAAGGGGUGGAAAGGUUCCGUUUGGUUUCAGACGAUCGUUUCAGGGUCGUGCUAUCAAUACUCAAGCUAGACCGACAGGGCGUACCCGACCUAAUAUCUCAACUAAUGCUUACACUUCCCCUUCUAGAGCAGAUUCUCAGUCUCCCCUGAGCGGGCAACAUCAUUCUCCGGCAGAAUCUCUGCCCAGUUCUGGUGGGAUUAGACCGCUUCGUCUUUCGCGCAUAUUAACUUCUUCACCUCUACAUAGUGCCCCUUUACCGUCCAGUCUGCGGUCUAGUCUUACUUCCUCGGUCGGACAUCAUUCGCAAGCAUCCGUUUCCUCUCAUAGUGUAUCAUCAAGGCAAUCCAUUUCACAAAAUCCUCUGCUUUCAUCUGUUCAUUCUUCAACAAUACCGGGACGUAUCCGAGAUACCCUAAUUUCUACUCACAGCGACUCAACACUCCCGCUUGCAUCUAAUCGUUCAUCGUUGCAUCGUUCCUCCAUCCAGAUAGAAUCGCAAUCUGCACCCAUAUCGCAUUCACAGUCAUGGCGCAAAUCUGUUAUCUCAGACCUUUCCAAUUCCGACGGUCACUCGCAGGCAUAUACUCACGAUGAAUAUUCUCGUACUGAUAGUCGACUCUCUGAGCCCGUCAUGGGCGCCCAUGGCGGGGACGACGUCAACGACUACCGUGACCUCGAUGACGAUGUCUAUGAUCACACUAUCCGCAAUCCCAUCCGUCCACAAAGUGUCAUCCC
Heterobasidion irregulare TC 32-1 is the source of this 4355-nucleotide messenger RNA. RefSeq lists its product as uncharacterized. The transcript is spliced from 4 exons. The annotation marks the transcript as partial. The record is from RefSeq and is a predicted model, not a curated record. NCBI's taxonomy places the organism in Eukaryota, Fungi, Basidiomycota, Agaricomycetes, Russulales, Bondarzewiaceae.